AUGGAUCCAGGCAUGAACUCGCUCCUAAAAUGGAGCGUCGAAAAUUCCAGCGCCAGCACCUCAGACCCCACCACCGCACCUCCAACAUCCACAAUAAACCCCGAGGCCAUGAACGCGCUCUUCGGCGGCCCCUCGGACGCAGACCUAAUGAUCUCCUCCAUGAGCGCCAUCACGUCUCCCGACCCCGAGCUCACUCUCCAAGACAAGCUCGUCGCAUUCGACAACUUCGAACAGCUGAUCGAAAACCUCGACAACGCGAAUAACCUCGGCCCCCUUGCGCUCUGGACACCACUGCUGGGCUGUCUCGAGAGCGCCGAGAGCGAGAUGCGGAAAAUGGCUGCGUGGUGUGUGGGCACUGCUGUGCAGAACAACGUUAAAUCCCAGGAACGCCUCCUGGCCAUGGGUGGCAUCCCGGGGCUGGCCAAGCUGGCUGUUGAUGAGGGGGAGGAUGAAAGCGUGAGGAGGAAGGCGGUUUAUGCGCUGAGUUCGGCGUGUAGGAAUUAUCAGCCGGCGAUGGAUGUGUUGACUGCCGAGUUGGGGAAGUUGGGGCGCGAUGACUGGGUGGGCAAGGUCGAUGCUGAGGACAUGGAUGCUUGUGAUGGGUUGAUUGGGGCUAUGAGGGAGGAGGCUGCGAAGGGGAAAAAGGCAUAG
This is a messenger RNA of Lachnellula hyalina, 651 nucleotides long. It is a transcript of the gene FES1, whose product is annotated as Hsp70 nucleotide exchange factor. The transcript has a single exon. Bases 1 to 651 code for a protein of 216 amino acids. NCBI's taxonomy places the organism in Eukaryota, Fungi, Ascomycota, Leotiomycetes, Helotiales, Lachnaceae. The record is from RefSeq and is a predicted model, not a curated record.